Molecule: messenger RNA, 921 nt
Organism: Neoarius graeffei (lesser salmon catfish)
Lineage: Eukaryota; Metazoa; Chordata; Actinopteri; Siluriformes; Ariidae
Exons: 6
Coding region: 1-921 (306 amino acids)
Cellular component (GO): cytosol
Molecular function (GO): mRNA binding
Source: RefSeq, a predicted model, not a curated record
AUGGAUGCUCUGGACGAUGGGCUCGAGGGUGUAGAGCCCUUCAUGUUACAUGAUCCCUGGAGCUCGGAUAACAUCAGCCAGGAAGAGGAGCAGAAGCUAAUGGAGCAUAAGUUGCAAGAACAUACACAAUCACAGGCAUGCAAUAUAAUAACUCUUCUAUUUCCUUUUCUUUCUCAGAGUGAAGAUGUGCAGGCUGGCAGUAUAAAUGCUCCUCUGGCUCCACCUGUAACAUCACCAGCAGUGUCAGAGCCUGAGCCCGGAUCUGCCACCCAUGUCCAGCCUCAGCCGUCCGUGGAAAAGCAAGACCGUUUCAAAGCGCCACCAUCCACACUGCCAGAUCCUCUUUCAUGGGGUGACAUCAUGGACGCACUGGAUAAUGGGCUAGAGGACAUAGAGCCAUUCACUUUACAUCAUCCCUGGAGCAUGAAUGUCAUCGACAAAGUAGAGGAGCAGAAGCUAGAGGAGCAGCAGGGAGAGGAGCAACAGGUGCAGGCUAAAAUCCAGAAGCAGCCUGUUCAGAAGAAGAAGGUCCCUGAGAAACGCAUCAGCAAGAACAAGAAGACAUUCACACUCCUACUGAGGAAUUUGGAUGGCAGCGUGGAAGACGAGCGCCUACAGGAGGAAUUCAGGCGAUUUGGGACGGUCAUCAAUGCAAAGGUCAUGAUGAAGAAUGGCCGUUCAAGUGGCAAGGGCUUCAUCACCUUUACAUCUCGUGAUGAAGCCAGAAAAGCCAUCGUCACCAUGAACGGCAGGCUGUUGGGCAGCAAGCCUGUGUACGUGAGUCCGGCUCAGAGUAGCCGCACUAGACAGCUGACCAUCCAGCCACAGGAUGCCGCUCCAGAGAGACAGGAAGAGCCUCGGCGAGAAAAGAAGAUGCCGGAGAAGACGAUCAGCAAAGUACAAGCAAAGGUGCUAAAGUGA